AGAGGGAGUAAUAAAGGGUGAAAAAAUGAAGCGAAAGUAACGCAAAGGAGCCGCUGUCGGUAGCAGCCGCCGCCGCUGGUAGAGCUUAAACAGCCUCAAGGAUCCAGAGGGUUCUUGGCCCCCAUUUCCGCAAUUGUUGCCACCUGCUUUUAGUUCCCAUUUCCUCAAUUGGGGCCAUCUGCUUUUAGUUCCUCUUCUUCACUCGCGGAGUUAUCAAAGCUUCAGAUUUCUUGCUUCUCCGCGGCAGUUUGCUAGGGGUCGGAGUGCCGGAGCCAGAGCCACGCGGGAGUUUGAGCUGGAUUGGUUCUUCAAUUGAGCGUGGCGGCCGGCGUCAGGUAGAAGUUUCCAUGGUUCUUGGUUUGUUGUUGGAGUGUAGGAGAUAACACGGGGAAGGAGAUUGCGGGAGGGUAACGGAGGUCGGGGAGCUGGCGGCGGGCCACGGGAUGAUGGAGCCCCAAGUGGUGGACCUCGAGGAUGACAGCAUCAACUUCUGGGCCUCCCUCGGCGUCAGCCCCCACGUGGACCAGAUGCCGCUGCACAGCGUCCAUAUUGUCGACCACCAAGCUCAGUCAGCGCUGGCAGCUGCGGCUGCGGCGAUACAGCCGCAGUCCGUCUGCAGGGACCUCUUCCCGGUGGAGUCCGACGCCUGCCUGGAGCCUCGGCUGGGGAUGGAGUUUGAGUCCGGUGAGGCUGCCAAGACCUUCUACAUUGCCUAUGCUGGCCGUGUUGGUUUCUCUGUUCGCAUUGCCCGGUCACGCAAGUCUAAGUGCAGUGAGUCCAUAAUCAUGCUAAGAUUUGUGUGCUCAAGGGAAGGGUUCAGUAAGGAGAAACGUGUGGUCACAGCUGGGAAGAAGACGAGGAAGCGCCCUGCCUCCAUCAGGGAGGGUUGCAAUGCCAUGCUCGAAGUGCUCCGCAGAGGUGAUAGCAAGUGGAUUGUCACCAAGCUUGUCAAGGAGCACAAUCAUGAGGUCGGGUUGCCCAGUCGAGUGCAGUAUAUUGCCAUCGAGAGUGAUACUGUGGUUGACCCUUACAUUGGUAUGGAAUUCGAGUCCCUUGAGUCUGCCAAGACAUUCUACUACUCGUAUGCCAGCCGUGUGGGAUUUGAAGCUCGUGUACGCCAGUCCCGCAAGUCACAGGAUGAGUCACUCAAGAUGCUGAAGCUUGUGUGCUCAAGGCAUCGGUACCAUUCUGGACGGGAGAGCAAUGGAGAGGAUACCAAGAGAGUACGUGCGAUGGACCCCUCGAGGGAUGGUUGUGAUGCAUUGUUUGAGAUAAUUCGGAAGGGAAAAGACACCUGGACAGUCUCCAAACUCAUCCUAGAGCAUACCCAUGAGCUGAAACCAGCACCAGCAAGUAGAGUUCACUGUGUUCGCUCGCAAGGUGAGGUACUUGUCAUUGCAAAUAACUUUUCUGACACUCGUAAUCUCCUUCUGAAUGGCCAAGAUUCUCAGCAUCCAAGAGAGGUGAGGUAUAAUGAUUUAGGGCCAGAGGAUGCUCAAAGCUUAUUUGAAUACCUUAAGAAGAGACAGGAAGAGGACCCUUCAUUUUUCUAUGCUGUGCAGUAUGAAAAGAAUGGGCACUCCACCAAUAUCUUCUGGGCUGAUGCUAAGGCUAGGAUGGCUUACUACCAUUUUGGUGAUGCUGUUAGGUUUGAGACAACGUAUCGGAAAAACAAGGAGACUAUCCCUAUUGUCAUAUUCUCAGGUGUUAAUCAUCAUGUGCAGCCUGUUGUUUUUGGCUGCGCACUACUUCUUGACGAGUCAGAAGCAUCAUUUACAUGGUUGUUUGAGAAAUGGCUUGAAGCAAUGCACAUGGGUCCACCUGUUUCUUUGCUAACAGAGUUGAACCGAGGAAUGGCAGCUGCUGUUGCCAAGGUAUUGCCCAAUACCCACCAUAUUUUCUGUGAAAGGCAUAUCUUAGACACAAUGAAGGAGGAUCUACAUGGUACGUUUCCGGAUCCAGUGGCUUUAGUAACUGAUCUAAGGAAGUGCAUUGAUGGGUCCAGAAUAGAAGAACUGUUUGACUCAGGUUGGAACUCGGUCAUCAUAAAGCAUGAACUCAGCAACAAUGAGCUUUUACAGUCUCUCUAUGAUAUUCGCCAACGAUGGGCCCCAGCAUACACGAAAAAUGUAUUUUAUCCCAGAAAUCUGAUGCCAACAACCUUUGGAAGUAUUGAGAAGGCUAUUCAGAAGUACUUUUCGUCCAAGACUGAAUUGCGGGUGGCUGUUUGUCAACUUGGACAAGUAAUUUCUAGUUCAUUUGAAGCUGAAGUUCAGGCAGAUUAUUUCACAAUGUUUCAAAUGCCAGCGUUGAGUACAGCCUCACCAGUAGAAAAACAAGGGAGUUCAAUAUUCACUAGCACAAUUUUUGGCUUAUUUCAGGGGCAAUUUGUUGAUUCUUUUGGGUACCACGCAGAGAGACUUGAGGAUGACACAGUACACAAGUAUCGUGUUAACAGAUAUGAAGGUGAUGAGGAGAUACAUACUGUCUAUUUCAAUCCUGAUCAAGGUACGGUGAAUUGUAGUUGCUGCCUGUUUGAGAGCUGUGGUAUCUUGUGCAGACACGCUCUUCGGAUUUUCAUUAUCGAAGGAGUACAUGACCUUCCAAAGGCUUAUAUUCUGAAACGUUGGACAAAGCAUGCAAAAAAUAUUGACACCUCUGAUAAUUACAUUGAUCUGAGGGGGGACCGUGAUGAUCCUUCAACUGCAAGGUUCAAUGAUCUCUUCUGUCAUGUGGUAAAAUUUGCAAAAGAAGGUUCAAAAUCUGCUGAAAUCUAUGCAGUCGCUAAAGAUUCACUGUCCAAGGCUUUUGAUGAGGUAGUUCAGUCAUCGAAGAACUUCAGAGGGCAGCAAAAUCUGCAAAGCUAUACAAUGUCACUGAAAAGGUCAAUCAAGAAGUUUGGUAAGGGCAGAGAUUCCUCCGAUAAAAGCUCAAAGAGGUCAGCAUCUAAACAUCCCCUAAUGGAGUGUGAUGAUGUAGAUGACCAAAUAUAUUGAAUUUGGGAACAAUAUGAUUUUACCUGUCAUACCUUGUGUGUAGCAUCAUGCAAUCUAAUAGUACCAAUUAGAUUGUAGCUGACUGCAGAAUUUGGUUAUUAACAGAUCUAGUAACUGUAAGGGUUCUAGUGAACCCCUAACAUUCAGAGAUUAACGCUCAAAAGAGUUGUAGAAAGAUGCCUUUUUUGAAACAUUUAUAAAUACUACUGCAGAUAGACCAUUUCUUUAUGGGAAGCUGUGAUCUUUGAUUUCCA
Zea mays is the source of this 3250-nucleotide messenger RNA. RefSeq names its product protein FAR1-RELATED SEQUENCE 5. NCBI's taxonomy places the organism in Eukaryota, Viridiplantae, Streptophyta, Magnoliopsida, Poales, Poaceae. Gene Ontology annotation, biological process: regulation of DNA-templated transcription. Gene Ontology annotation, molecular function: zinc ion binding. The record is from RefSeq and is a predicted model, not a curated record. The transcript has 2 exons. Bases 444 to 2996 code for a protein of 850 amino acids.